Molecule: messenger RNA, 2517 nt
Organism: Pimephales promelas (fathead minnow)
Lineage: Eukaryota; Metazoa; Chordata; Actinopteri; Cypriniformes; Leuciscidae
Gene: mocs1
Product: molybdenum cofactor synthesis 1
Biological process (GO): Mo-molybdopterin cofactor biosynthetic process
Molecular function (GO): GTP 3',8'-cyclase activity; 4 iron, 4 sulfur cluster binding; metal ion binding
Source: RefSeq, a predicted model, not a curated record
UUGUUCCUUGAACUACAAGUCAAGUUUAACGCAGCCACAAGCCGCUCGAUAAUGUGCCAGUCUCAGCACAGUCACAGACUGUCAUUAGUGCUGUUAUGAUGGCAUUAAACUGCGGCACAUUCAGUCGGCUUAUCUCUGGAGCUCACACCGCGGCUGAGGCCUGCGCACAGCGGGCACUUCAACACACAUGUGGGAGAUACAGAGUGUGUCGAAGAAGGUAUUCCAGUGUCACUCCUGAAGAGAAUAGACUGGAGCAGGUGUGUGUGUCAGACUCUGACACAACUCCACAGGUCCGAGAGCUUGUGGUUCCAGGUGGUCAUCGACGAGUCCUGAAGGACGUCCUGCCUUUCUCAGCAUUUCUGACCGACUCUUUUGGACGGAGGCAUAAUUACCUUCGCAUAUCCCUCACUGAGAAAUGUAACCUCCGCUGUCAGUACUGUAUGCCACAAGAAGGAGUAAAGCUCAGCCCUCGCUCUCAGCUCCUAACAACAGAGGAGCUACUGACGCUAGCCAGACUCUUCGUACGACAGGGGGUGAACAAGAUCCGGCUGACUGGAGGAGAGCCUCUCAUUCGCCCGGACGCGCUGCAUAUCAUAGCGGAAUUGAGGAAGUUGGAGGGUCUGAAGACCAUCGCAGUCACCACAAACGGCAUGAAUCUGAGCCGGCUGUUGCCCGGUUUGAAGAAAGCUGGAGUGGAUCUGCUCAACAUCAGCCUGGACACACUCGUCCCCGCCAAAUUUGAGUUCAUCGCUAGACGAAAAGGGUUUCAUAAAGUGAGAGAAGGCAUUGAAGAGGCUAUUGAAAUGGGCUACGAUCCAGUCAAGGUGAACUGUGUGGUCAUGAGAGGUCUGAAUGAAGACGAGUUGGUUGACUUUGUGUCUCUAACAGAGAGGAAACCAUUGGAUGUGAGAUUCAUCGAGUACAUGCCGUUUGAUGGGAACAGAUGGAACUUCAAGAUGAUGGUGAGCUUUCAGGAGAUGCUGGACUGUAUCAAGCAAAAAUGGCCCAAUCUUGAACCUGUGCCUGGAGAGGACAACGACACAGCCAAGGCGUUUAGAGUACCAGGAUUUCGAGGCCAGCUGGGCUUCAUUACCUCCAUGUCAGAUCAUUUCUGUGGUUCCUGUAACCGCCUGCGCAUCACCGCCGAUGGCAACCUGAAGGUUUGUUUGUUUGGGAAUUCAGAGGUGUCUUUGAGGGAUAUUCUGCGCUCUGGAGCAUCUGAAGAGGAACUACUGCACAUCAUAGGGGCAGCAGUCGGGAGGAAGAAGAAACAGCAUGCAGGGAUGUUCAAUAUAUCUCAGAUGAAGAACAGGCCGAUGAUCCUCAUUGAUGGACAUCACGGCCGGCGUCUCCCUCUCAUCCACAGCAUUGAUCCAGCAUCUUCUUUACCACAUCACACUCAACACGACACAAGCGCUUGUGUUAAUGAUGCACAAGGCUUGACUCAUUUUCAUAGAAUGGAUAAUCCCAUGAUGAGCAUUAAUAAUCUAAGACACACGUCCGCAGCCUCAUUGGCACUUCCCGGUUCCUCAAAACCUCCUACACGCAGGUCUCGCCCAACUCAGCUACAGUCCAAAACAUUGGCUCCUGUCCCCCUUCCCAGUGCACUACUGUCCACAUACAGAUUUAGAGAUUCAUCUGUGCAGUUUGCACGCCACUGCCACAAAAAAACAGGGUUCGAUUUGAAAAUGCCGCAUACAGACGCACAAUCGUCCAGCUUUGAUGGAACCUCUGACGUGUUGACCCACACUGAUGCCCAGGGUAAAGCCUCCAUGGUUAAUGUGGGCAGUAAGGCGGUAACUUGUCGCACAGCCACAGCUUGUGGUAAAGUCAUCCUGGGUCCAAAAGCUUUUCAUCUGGUGUGCGUCAACCAGCUCGCCAAGGGCGAUGCCCUAGCGGUAGCAAAGCUAGCGGGCAUCAUGGGUGCCAAGCAGACCUCAUCCCUCAUUCCCCUCUGUCACCCGCUUCCUCUGGACCACGUGUCCGUCACCAUCGAGCUGCUGGAAGAGGCACAUGCCGUCAUCGUGAAGGCGACCUGCCAAACCACGGGCCGCACAGGAGUGGAGAUGGAGGCCCUGAGCGCCGUCACCGUCGCCUCGCUAACUCUCUACGACAUGUGCAAGUCAGUCAGCCGGGACAUUAUCAUCACUGACAUCAAGUUACUCAGCAAGACGGGUGGGCAGAGAGGAGAUUUCCAUCGCUGACCGACUCCUAAAGAACGCACAUCAACCUGAGGGAAUGUAGCUUAGCUCUUCUAUAGCACUACGUGCCUUCAGACGACUCUAGCUGAUCCGCUAAUGGUCAUAAGAGCUGUUCCUGUGUCUUAAUGUGAUUUAUUCAAGUGAGAAUCAUUUACUUAACACAAAGAAUACUAUAUUUUGGUCUAGAUGUAUUUUGAUAAUGAUAAUAAACAGCAUUUCUAUGAGGAUACCUAUUUUGCUUUGAAAACGUUUUACUUGCACCUGAGCAAAAAUUGAGCAAAACUGAUGUUUCGAAAAAAGAUGGUUUGAAAAAUGA